Cebus imitator (Panamanian white-faced capuchin) is the source of this 1200-nucleotide messenger RNA. It is a transcript of the gene CFAP300, whose product is annotated as cilia and flagella associated protein 300. The transcript has 6 exons. The record is from RefSeq and is a predicted model, not a curated record. Bases 57 to 779 code for a protein of 240 amino acids. Lineage: Eukaryota; Metazoa; Chordata; Mammalia; Primates; Cebidae.
GACGGCCGCCGCGUCUCUAUGGAAACAAGCCCUGCGUCCACGCAGCAGAGAGGACGAUGGCUGCUGGGGAGCUCAGGGACUUGGGCGCCUACUACUUCAGGUUUCUGCCUCAGAAAACCUUCCAGUCUCUGAGCUCUCAGGAGAUCACCAGCCGGCUCCGCCAGUGGUCCAUGCUGGGCAGAAUCAAGGCGCAGGCGUUCGGCUUUGACCAGACAUUUCAGGCCUAUCGGAAGGAUGAUUUCGUUAUGGCUUUUUUCAAAGACCCAAAUGUUAUUCCCAAUUUGAAGUUACUUUCAGAUUCUUCUGGACAGUGGAUUACAUUAGGAACUGAAGUGAAAAAAAUUGAAGCUAUAAAUGUUCCUUGCACACAGCUUUCAAUGUCAUUUUUUCAUCGGUUAUAUGAUGAAGAUAUUGUACGAGACAAUGGACAUAUCGUUAAAUGUUUAGAUUCUUUUUGUGAUCCAUUUCUCAUUUCUGAUGAGUUACGAAGAGUUUUGCUAGUGGAAGACUCAGAAAAAUAUGAAGUAUUCGGCCAGCCAGAUAGAGAAGAGUUCUUGUUUUGUCUUUUCAAACACCUUUGCCUUGGUGGAGCCCUUUGUCAAUAUGAGGAUGUGAUUAACCCAUAUCUGGAAACAACAAAGCUUAUCUAUAAGGAUCUGGUGAGGAUUCUGCUGGUAUGUGCUAUCCUUCAACAAAGAAUCAUGAACAGACAUUUUCUUACUUUAUUGUGGAUCCUAUCAAGCGUCACCUGCAUGUUUUAUAUCACUGUUAUGGUGUAGGAGACAUGUCUUAAUGCUCGUUCAGAUGAUGUACAUCUACUGCUUUUUAUUUAACAUUUUUCUAUUUUAAUACUAACUUAUAAACAUUUACUUUGCAAAUUAAUUCAAGAAAAAUAUAAAGAGCUUACUUAGAGCAGAAGAAAGCAAACACCAAGAUGCCUUUUUUAAAAAUUUGUGUGGAAUACUAACCAGGGAUCAAAUUUCAUCCCUAAUGAAAUCUAUACCAAAAAAUUUGUGGAAUUUUUACAAAAAGUUACAAGGAAUUAGAAGUCUAAUUCAUAUUUGUUGCAUUAUGAUCCAAGUGAAUCCUCAAUUUUUCACGUAUUUUAAUUUAUAAGCUAAUUAAUUCUGGAUUGAAAAUGUAGCAGAAGGCUGAGCGCGGUGGCUCACGCCUGUAAUCCCAGCACUUUGGAAGGCCAAG